Messenger RNA from Fonsecaea erecta, 405 nucleotides. RefSeq lists its product as hypothetical. Lineage: Eukaryota; Fungi; Ascomycota; Eurotiomycetes; Chaetothyriales; Herpotrichiellaceae. The transcript has a single exon. The record is from RefSeq and is a predicted model, not a curated record. Bases 1 to 405 code for a protein of 134 amino acids.
AUGCCGCCUCCCUCGUACAUCACCGACCCGCUGCCCCCGCCGCAACUGAGCCAGGUGGCGGCGCAGGGCUUCGCGUCGGGCGCCCUCCGCUUCGGCACCAUCAGCUUCGCGACGCACUUCCUGCUCAACCGCUCCACGCCCGUGUACCGCGGGCUGACGAUCCAGUUCAAGGUGUUUCUGCAGAUCAGCGCCAUGAUCCUGGGCGGCUGCAUCUUCGCCGAGAAGCGCGUGGCCGAGUUCAACGAGGGCAUCCGCCGCCAGCGUCGGGCGGUGGAUCGGAGCCGGCGGGCCUGGGAGGAGGAGCGGGAGGUGCGCGAGAUGGUCGAGCGGAGGAUCGCGGCGGAGGAACGCGCACAGAAGAAAGCCUCCCCGGCCGGCGAUGGCGAUGGCGGAGUCGGGAAGUAG